This is a messenger RNA of Pantherophis guttatus, 6349 nucleotides long. It is a transcript of the gene LDLR, whose product is annotated as low density lipoprotein receptor. Lineage: Eukaryota; Metazoa; Chordata; Lepidosauria; Squamata; Colubridae. Gene Ontology annotation, cellular component: apical plasma membrane; signaling receptor complex; plasma membrane. The record is from RefSeq and is a predicted model, not a curated record. Gene Ontology annotation, molecular function: protein binding; hormone binding; calcium ion binding. Gene Ontology annotation, biological process: receptor-mediated endocytosis.
GCGAAGAAACCGGGCAAAUGAACCGCGUGUGCUUGUGAAUGGUGAGUGCCUGGCACCUGCCCGGAUUCUGCGUUUUUGUGUACCAGUCCUUUGGGCCACCCAGGCGUUGCCGAAGUCAGAGCAGAGAAAAGAGGGCGCCAGGAGCGAACCAUGAGCCCAGGUGGAUUGGAAAUUUCAUUGUUUGCCUUGAUGCUGUUGGGUAUCCUCAGCCGAGUCUCCACAAAUGAGCAGGGCAAGUGUGGAAGAAAUGAAUUUCAGUGCAGAAAUGGAGAUUGCAUCCCUUACAAAUGGAUCUGCGAUGGGAACCCUGAAUGCAAGGAUGGUUCUGAUGAAUCCCUGGAUGCAUGCAAAUCUGUGACUUGCAGUUCAACCCAGUUCAGCUGUGGCGGCCGCAUCAAUCGUUGUAUUGAUAUGUCCUGGCGGUGUGACUUGGAAGUGGAUUGUGAAAAUGGUUCAGAUGAAGACAACUGCCCUCCUAAACGUUGUGCAGAUAAUCAAUUCCAAUGCCAAAAUGGGAAUUGUAUUGCUUUUGAUUUUGUCUGUGAUGAAGAUGAUGACUGUGGAGAUAGCAGUGAUGAAUUAGACUGUCGUGCCCCAACCUGCAAUCCUGAAAUGUUUCAUUGCAACAGCUCAGAGUGCAUUCCCAAGCUCUGGGCCUGCGACAAUGACGCAGACUGUAAAGAUGGAUCUGAUGAAUCACCCGAGUUCUGUGGGAUCCAGCAGGGAGCCAAGAAAACCAAUCCAUGCUCUUCGUUGGAGUUUCAUUGUGGGAGUGGCGAGUGCAUCCACCAGCGCUGGCAGUGUGAUGGAAGCUUUGACUGUAAGGACAGAUCAGAUGAGGCAAACUGUGUUAAAGCAACCUGCCGCCCUGAUGAAUUUCAGUGCAAUGAUGGGAUGUGCAUCCAUGGGAGCUUGCAGUGCAACAAAGAGCCUGACUGCAAAGACCUGAGUGAUGAGGUCGGCUGUGUCAAUGUGACAACUUGCAAGGGAUCAAAUGUAUUUAAGUGCAGUUCUGGAGAAUGUAUCAGCAUGGACAAGGUCUGCAAUGGAUUGAAAGACUGCAGGGAUUGGUCAGACGAACCUCUUAAAGAGUGCCGAACUAAUGAAUGUUUGGCUAAUAAGGGAGGUUGUUCUCAUAUAUGCAAUGACCACAAAAUUGGAUAUGAAUGUUUGUGCCCUGAAGGCUUCCAGCUGAUUGAUCAAAGAAAAUGCGAAGAUAUUGAUGAGUGUCUCAACCCUGAUGCCUGUAGUCAAGUCUGUGUGAACCUGAAAGGAAGCUAUAAAUGCGAAUGUAAAGAAGGAUAUCAGUUUGAUCCAUCCACCAAGGCUUGCAAAGCAAUUGGCACCAUUGCUUACCUCUUUUUUACCAAUCGCCAUGAGGUCAGGAAAAUGACAUUAGACCACAGCGAGUACACAAAUCUGAUCCCCCAUCUUAAAGAAGCAAUGGCCUUAGAUAUGGAAAUCAGCAACAAUAAAAUCUACUGGUCUGACAACUUUCACAAGAAAAUAUUCAGUACCCCAAUUGAUAAGGCUAGCAAUCAUUCCCACCAUACCACUGUGAUUAGCAGUGGCAUCAAGGUUCCAGAUGGCCUCGCUGUUGACUGGGUGCAUCACAAUAUUUACUGGACUGACUCUGGCCUAGGCACCAUCUCUGUGGCCAGCAGUGAAGGCUUGAAGAGGAAGACUCUGAUCAAGGAGGUCGGUGCCAAACCACGUGCCAUUGUGGUGGAUCCAGUCCAUGGGUUCAUGUACUGGACUGACUGGGGGAUGUCUGCUAAAAUUGCCAAAAGUGGUCUGAAUGGAGUGGACAGUUUCCCCUUGGUGAAAGAAGGCAUUCAGUGGCCUAAUGGAAUAACAUUAGAUCUGAUUACCCAUCGCCUUUAUUGGGUAGACUCCAAAUAUCACUCAGUCUCUAGUAUUGAUGUGAAUGGGGGAAACAGAAGAACUAUCCUUGUGGAUGAAGAGAUGUUGGCUCACCCUUUUGGCAUUGCAGUCUUUGAGGAUAAAGUAUUCUGGACAGAUGUCUUAAAUGAAGCCAUCUUUAGUGCCAACCGUCGAACCGGUUCAAAUAUUGUGAAAGUGGCAGACAAUCUCUUUUCACCAGAGGAUUUGACACUAUUUCAUUCUGUGCGGCAACCAAAAGGUACAAAUUGGUGUGAGAAGAAUGGCAUCCCCAAUGGAGGCUGCCAGUACCUUUGCCUUCCCGCUCCCCAAAUCAAUUUCCACUCUGCCAAGUACACCUGUGUCUGUCCUGAUGGCAUGCACCUGGACACUGACAUGAGAAGCUGCACCCAAGAUCCUGUUACACCUGAUACUCCAACUGAGGCUGCUACAACAGUGCACUCUGCUAAGAUUUCACCUACAGCACGGCUACUAUCUACAAGUAAGACUCCAACCCAGAAAACCAGUCAUCUGCCUGCAGAUGUGCUGAAUAAAGUUGUUACCAACAUCCCAGAACAUACCACUCAUGAGAUGGUCACCCUGUCCCAGCAAGUUCGAAAUGGCAUUGCUGCAGAAACAGAUGGGACAGAACGGAGGGGUCCAUCAGCACUCGCUAUUGUUCUACCUCUGGCACUGAUUAGUUUAGUCUCCUUUGGGAUUUUUCUCAUUUGGAAGAAUUGGCGUCUCAAGAACAUCAACAGUAUCAAUUUUGAUAACCCCGUUUAUCAGAAGACAACUGAGGAUGAAAUUCAUAUCUGUCGGAGCCAGGAAGGAUAUACAUACCCAUCGAGACAGAUGGUCAGUCUAGAAGAUGAUGCAGCAUGAAACUUCCUCUAAACCUCAAGUGCCUCUCUCAGGACUUUGCUGCUUAUUUUCUGGGAAGAAGAACACAAAUGGUUUGGCUUCAGUUCUCUCCCAGGCAUCCAAUACUACUCCCUGAGUGACUUGAUGGAUUGUUCCCACUCUCCUUUAUUUUUUUAAGAAGGAGCAUUUGUCAGCUGCCAGUUUAUCAGGACAUUGAGCAAUUUAUGGCAUUGUUGGGUUGUUUUCUAUAUUUAUUGUGCCCAGCGCUAACAGGACACUAGUACCUCUGAUAUGCCCUGGGUCUCCUUAAUCUGACAUGGUAAGAAUAUUCCUAAGUGUGGAAAACAGGGAUUCAACAAAGAGAAAUUCUUCUCUGGAUGCAAGUUUGGAUGUGGUGAGGUCUCCCUGUGGAGAGAUCUUUAUGCCCCAAUUUUAUACACAUUAAGUGAGUUUGGAAAGGUUGAGAAUCUAAAUCUAAUUUGAGACAAGAAGCCAAAGUCACCUAAUCCACAAGCUUCUAGAUGCCACUCUCCUUCCCAAACUAGACCAGAGAAGUUUUAAAAAUGGAUUGCAUCAUCCAUGUUGUCAACAAAAAACACUGACUUUUAUUUUCUAACUCCAAAGGAAAAAGCUCAAGGUAUUGGAUCUGUUGUGAAUCUCCCUGUUGGUUCAGGGUUGCCUGUUUUCUUCCAGCUUUCCCUGUCCAACCUACCAUGCACUUUUGUUUUUUGGUUCAGUUUGUGAUCCACAUAGCCUGUAAUCUUGUAUAACAAUAUUUGCACUUGAUUGUUUUCCUUGCCUCUCUGGUCACCUGUGCCCAGAAAGUAAGAGGGUGGAAAAAACUAAACCAAUGACACAAACAGGCUGACUGUGGGGAUGGGUUGUUGCUUUUGCUUGGUGCUGGGCCUCUUGUGCCUUUAGUGCAGAUAACAAAAAAGGGCAAUAGACUGUGCUGGCCAAAAAACAGGAAUUGGAAGCCAUUUUUUUCAUAUUCCGUCUGAAGUCACUUCUGUACUGUUGCCUUAAUGCUGCAUCUCUCUUUUCUUCAGUGUUACCUUUUUAUACUUGUAUCCCUUCCCUUCCUAAAGGAAAUGUUUUUUUAUACUGGGAGGGAGAUGCACAAUGGAUUGUCCCUUUUCCACUAAGUUGUAGCCCAGAAUCAAUUUCAUGUGGAGUAGAAAGAACCCAUCCUAGAUGUGUCACUUUUGUAGUUGAAGGCAGUGUCUCACACAUUCUGAAGUGGGUAUACUAAGCAAAUACUAAGCGUAUUUGCUGUUUGGCAACUGAAUUUUCUGAAAUGAUAAAUAAUAUCCUGAUCACUUGCUAUUUUAAAAUACUGGUAUUGAUAUUUACAGAGAAGUAGAAUUAGAAUAUAUAAUUAGGAUAUAAAAUAACUGCUAUUAACCUUUCUCAUUCCAUCUCAGAAACAGAAAUUGUGCAUCCUGUCUCCCUUCAGUAAUCUAGCAAUCAUUGACUAGAAUAACAAGUGAGGAUUUUUUGCUCUUGGCCUGACACUUCUAAUUCCCUUCCCUUUGAGAGGAAAAGCACUAAAUGCAAGGAGUAAGCCCUUAGACCUUUUGUCCUAAAACUGUGAAAGAUGCCAAACUCUUUCGCUUAGUAUAGAGUGUGUAAAUAAUGUAUGUGAUCCAUGUUAAAGUAUAGCUUUCCUUUGCACAAAAGUUGCCUUGUCUAUUUGUAUAUAUGUUCAUAAAAACAUGACUUAUUUAUUUAUAUGUUUAUAUUAUUGAGAUUAUUAAUUGGCCUUUUUUUUCUGUCCCACCUCACAUUGCUAUGCCUUUUUCAUUCUUUUCCCUUCCACAAAUACUGUUUUAGUGUAUCCACGUUUGUGUGUAUGAUGUAAAUGUUGCCCCUAUUUGAAGUAAGCCAGACAAGGUGAACACAGUACAGUAUACAACAUAGACAUUUGUGGAAGUGUACUUUUCAAAGAGAACACAAGAUCUAUUGCUACUUCACAUGGUUUGGACCUUCUCUCUUAGACUAAUGGUUUGAGUCACCAAUUAUUUUUGCUCCCCUACUGGUGCUCUGAAUAGCGUACCUGGUAGCAAGGAACUGAUACCAAAUGAAUAGUUAAUUCUGUCUUCUGCAAUAUUUAUGAAUCUAGUUAACUUAGAAGAGGUAUAACUCCCUUACACAGGGGUGGGUUCCCCUUACAUUUACUACCAGUUCGCAGCAGAAUCUGCAUGCGCAGAUCACCAAUGAUGACGUGCCGGAUGGGCGGAGCCUCCCGCCGGUUUUACUACUGGUUCUAUAGAACUGGACAGAACCAGGAGCAACCCACCACUGCCCUUACAUUUAAUUGCUUGACAGCAUUUUCAUAACUAGCUAUGGCACUGCAUGUUUUUGUUAUUGUCCUCUGUUGCCCAGGUUCUUUCUUCCGGGGUAGCAGAAUUGACUACAGCUGGAGGCAGCUGGGAAUCAAUUGUUUUUGGUUCUGGCGCCUUUUGCUGUUGCACUGUGAAUUUAGAAACUUUUAAUUCUGCAUCACUGUAUUAGAAUUGCAUGUGAGUGAAUCGUGAGGGUCAAUCAAAGUUUCUAAUGAUCAAUAAUUGCAGAAGGUUCUGUUUCUACAUCUUCAAAAAAGGACAGAAAAUAUAAUGUAAUAACUUAGGGGCCUUAAAUAAUUUUUUUAGGGUAUUAUAUUAAACAUCAUCAUAGAGGCUUUUUCUGAAAUCGGUCAGUUUGAAUCACAAGGUUGAUGAAAGUGGUGCCUCCUGUGAGAAACUCUUCUCUUGGAGUGCUAAGCAGCUGCUUUAAUAUUUUAACCUCUGUCAAAGUAAUUGGUUAUUAAAACGAUAAUCCUUGUGAAAAGUCUCACCAAUUGGAGGUGGAACCCUCAAAACAGUCUAGGCAUAUUCAAUGCAUUUUCUUGAUUUUGUUGUGUUCCAAAAUCUGCAAUUUUUGUUUACAUAAGCAUCAGUGAUGUGCUAGUGUGGACAAAAGUGUAUAUUUGGGGAGUAUUGUGCCAUUUUUUUUCCCUACAGCAGUCUAGAACUCUGUUCUAAUACUUCUCAUGCAUCUGUAUGACUCCCGAACUGAAGAACCUUAGAGUGAAACUGUGUUCUCAUUUUAUGAAACUAGAAUCUUUUCAGCCUACAACUCAUGAGACAACACACUUAACAAACUUGUUCUGGCCCCUGGAAUUCAGUUAGGUUUCCAGAUGUUUGUUAAAUCUCAGUGACUUUUUCAAGUUGAAACUUUUUUUCAAAAGCAGAAAAACCUGUGGAAGAUAGUUGGGAUUGGGUGGGAUGCUGAAGAGAAUUGCCAGCCUUGGCUUUUGUUCACUUGCCUCUGGUGUGGUGGAAGGUUGAAGAAUGACUUGGAAUGCAGUGGAUGGCAGGGUUUCUCCCUUCAUGCUUCCAUGUGUUGAUGCUGUUGCCCUCCUGAUUGAGGCAAAGGAAAUCCAGGUUAAGUUAUUUUAAUUGGAUAGAUAAACUGGUUUUAUAUGUAAACAUCUGACAAGUAAAUUGUACCUUUACAGAUUCAUUGAGCUUUAUUUUUUUAAAUAUUAAACAUGCCUCUUGAAAUUUAUGGGGUAUUUCCCCACAUAUUGAAUAAAUUUAAUAAAUAUUUAAAUACGCUGAAA